GGUUUUCGCUUGCUCAUCUUUCGUGCGGGUCCUCCGUCGUUUUCCGUCUACCAACGUUCAAUAAUCCGCAUCACUUAGCUCCCAGCUGGUUGAAAUUGUUGCAAGUUUUCUAGUGAAAUUAGGAUUGGAUUUGUGUGUUUAACGAUUGCUACAUUGUUCUAAAGUCCUGAGGUCAACUUCCGGUUUAAAGGGAAAACAGUUCAACAUGGAUCAAAAUAUGGAUAUCAACGCGUUUGAGGGUCGCAUCGUUAAGAUGGAAGUGGAUUAUAGUGCCACUUGCGAUGAAAAAAUUCCGCUCUGCAAGGAAAUGGCUAAGAACAAAAACAAAUUCAACGAGGCACUGGAAAUUUUGCUGUCACUGGAGAAACAAACCCGUAUCGGGGCCGAUUUCGUUUCCAGCUCCCGGGUUCUGAUUGCGAUUGUUCAGAUAUGCUACGAGGCAGGAAAUUGGAAUUAUCUAAAUGAGUACAUCACGAUUCUGGUCAAGCGACGAUCCCAAUCGAAACAGGCCGUGGCCAAGAUGGUCCAGGAAUGUUGUACCUACGUGGACAAAACCCCGGACAAGGAAACGAAGCUGAAGCUUAUCGAUACCCUUAGAACGGUUACCGAAGGUAAAAUUUACGUCGAAGUCGAGCGGGCUCGUUUGACCAAAAUCUUGGCUGACAUUAAGGAAGCCGAUGGGGAUGUUACCGGGGCGGCCACCAUCAUGGAAGAGCUGCAGGUGGAAACGUACGGUUCCAUGGAUAAACGGGAAAAGGUUGAGCUGAUCCUGGAACAGAUGCGGCUCUGUUUGUCUAAGCAGGACUUCGUCCGAACUCAGAUUAUCGCCAAGAAGAUUAACAUCAAAUUCUUCAACGAUCAGGAACAGCAGGACCUGAAGCUGAAAUACUACGAUUUAAUGAUCCGCUUGGACAAAGAUUCGUCUUUCAUUAAAACGUCCCGGCAUUACUUGGCUGUGGUGGAUUCGGAACUGAUAACUAAGGAACCGGAACGGCAGCAAAAGAUGAUGAUCUAUGCGGUGCUGUACUGCAUUCUAUCGCCGUACGACAAUGAACAGGUCGAUAUGAUGCACAAUCUUUCCAAAAACAAACUGCUGGAAGAACUUCCGGUUUACAAGGAACUCCUUCGACUGUUCAUGUGCAAGGAGCUGAUCAACUUCGACGCCCUGUGUACCGUAUACGGAGCUGAACUGAAUACCUUCGACAUCUUCAACCAGGAAACGAGCCACGGUAAGAAGUGCUGGGCCGAGCUGAAGAAUCGGUUGAUCGAGCACAACGUUCGAAUCAUCAGCAACUACUAUACCCGCAUCAAUCUGAAACGGAUGGCCGAGCUGCUGGACCUGAGUGAGGCCGAAUGCGAAGACUACCUGUCGCGGAUGGUCAAUGCUGGAACGUUAAAGGUGAAAACCGAUCGACCGGCCGGUGUUAUUCACUUCUCGCAGAAAAAGGCUUCGUCGGAGAUUCUCAAUGAUUGGGCCUUUGGGUUGAAUGAAUUGAUGAAUCUGGUUAACAAGACCUGCCAUCUUAUUAACAAGGAGGAAUGCAUUAAUAAUGUUAUGCCGGUGGGAGGAACAGCGACUGUUCAAUCUUAAGUCCAGCAAACAAUCGAUUCUAACAGUUUCACUGCGUAGGUUUAGUUGAGAUGGAUUGCCGGCCCUAUAUUUACAGAAUAAAAUUAAACUCAUGAUUGAUCCC
Molecule: messenger RNA, 1694 nt
Organism: Uranotaenia lowii
Lineage: Eukaryota; Metazoa; Arthropoda; Insecta; Diptera; Culicidae
Gene: Rpn5
Product: 26S proteasome non-ATPase regulatory subunit 12
Exons: 4
Coding region: 206-1591 (461 amino acids)
Cellular component (GO): nuclear proteasome complex; proteasome regulatory particle, lid subcomplex; cytoplasm
Source: RefSeq, a predicted model, not a curated record